CAACCCAUCACCAUGGGGCCUCUGCCGCCGCUCGUAUUAUCGCUCCUUCUCCUACCUGUCCUCUACUUGUUCUUCAGCGGCGGUAGCAAGGGACGAUCGACACAGGGAGCAAGAAACGCUCCCGGCCCCCCAAAACAGUUUCCCAUGCUCGGCAACCUCCUGCAGCUCGGCGGCCGGCCACACCGGUACUUCCAGUCGCUCACCCAAAAGUACGGGCCGGUCGUGCAGGUGCAGCUCGCCCGCGUGCGGAUGGUCGUCGUCGCGUCGCCUGAGGCAGCCAAGGAGGUUCUCCGGACAAACGACGUGCACUGCUGCAGCCGGCCGAAUUCACCAGGUCCAAGGAUGCUGAGCUACAACUUCCUCGACGUGGCAUUCGGACCAUACAGCGUCUACUGGCGCGAGAUGCGAAAGCUCCUCGUUCUGGAGCUGCUGAGCAUGAGGCGCGUUCAGUCCUUCGCCUACGCCCGGGCCGCUGAGGUCGACCGCCUUGUCUCCUCCCUCGCCGACACCCCUCCGGGCACCCCCGUCGACCUCAGCGACAGGCUGUACUCGCUCUCCGACGCCAUCAUCUGCACGGUGGCCUUCGGGAAGAUGUACGGGUCGGAAUCGUUCCAGAGGACCAGCUUCCAGCGGAUGAUGGACGAGACGCUGCGGGUGCUCGUCUGCGGCAGCUUCACGUUCGAGGACUUCUUCCCGUCGUUGGCGCUCGCACGGUGGGCGGACGCCCUGACUGGCAUGGCGUCGCGUCGGCGGAGGGUCUUCCUAAAGAUCGAUAGGUUCUUCGACGCGGUUAUCGACAAGCACCUCGAGCCGGAGAGGCUGGCGGCCGGCGUGCAGGAGGACAUGGUGGAUGCGCUGGUGAAGAUGUGGAGGGAUCAAGAUGGGCCUCUGGCGCUGACGCGUGAUAACAUCAAGGGAAUCCUGAUGGAUACAUUCACCGGUGGAAUCGACACUUGUGCUGUCACCACGAUCUGGAUCAUGUCGGAGCUGAUGAGGAACCCAAGGGUGAUGCGGAAGGCCCAGUCCGAGGUGCGCGCCGUGGUCCGUAAUAAAUCUAGGGUGGACGAAGAAGAUGCCCAAGGCCUGAAGUACCUCAAGAUGGUAGUGAAAGAGAACUUCAGGCUGCACCCACCGGGGACUCUGCUGAUUCCAAGAGAAACCAUGCAGAGCUGCGAGAUCGCUGGCUACAGCGUGCCUGCUGGCACCAGGAUACACGUGGACGUUUGGGCCAUGGGGAGGAAUCAAGUCUGAAAUAAACCUUAAGGUUGUAAUUACCGACCCAAAUAAACCCUCAUCUCUAAAUCCCUGAAAUCUGUAGCCUAACCUUUCUAAUCCCGGUCUAUCCAAUCCCUA
Molecule: messenger RNA, 1353 nt
Organism: Hordeum vulgare subsp. vulgare (domesticated barley)
Lineage: Eukaryota; Viridiplantae; Streptophyta; Magnoliopsida; Poales; Poaceae
Product: 4-hydroxyphenylacetaldehyde oxime monooxygenase-like
Exons: 3
Coding region: 13-1251 (412 amino acids)
Molecular function (GO): iron ion binding; oxidoreductase activity, acting on paired donors, with incorporation or reduction of molecular oxygen; heme binding
Source: RefSeq, a predicted model, not a curated record